UGGACGCUUCGCGUACACAGCUCCGGUUCGCGCUUGAUGGAGGUGAACGUCCGAAUCACGUCCCAAGGCAGGGACCCCAAGGACGAACCCAUUCGGGUCACGUGCCGAAUGGAAAGCCCGGAAGUUCGGAAACCUGGUGAAGCGAUCAUCUACGCCGACGUGAGUAAAGGUGCGAACGUUGUCCUCGGCGCCACGGUCGUUGCUGAGGUCACCGGCCCGAACCCACCACACAAGUCUACGGUACCACUUCGUGACGACGGCCACGAUCCCGACAUCGAGGCCAAUGAUGGCACUUACAGCGGAUACUUCGUCCAGUUCACGGGCAAAGGGAGGUACACUGUAGUGGCUCACGUUUCGAGCGAUCACCGGGCUCGACUAAGCGUUCCGAAGAUUGUUUCUGGCAGCUUCUUCAGCAACCCUGUGUUUACAUUGGAAUCUGACACAUCGGGACGAAACGCCGAGCCGCACUACGCAUACUCGAUCGACGACUUCGAAGUCGACGACUCGACCGAAGAAGAGGCAAACCAGACAUCGGCGGGUGCCGAGCCAGCAGGCGCAUUCCAGAGGGUGGCGCCUGGAGGGUCCUUCCGGGUGACCGAACACAUCGUGCAGAGUCAGGUGCCCCCAGGUGCCAUCGGCGAUCUCACCGUAGUUGAACUGCGCCCAGGAGCGAACGGCACGUUGCAGGGGCAACUCGUGUGGACGUGGCCCGGAGCUCACCUAACAUCGGGAAAUGCUUCUGCAGUGGAAAUUCGAGUUAGCGAAGACUACGCAAAGCUAGACUCGGACUUCGAGCAGCAGGAACAAAUUACGAUCGCUGACGUCGUCGAAGGCAGUCUCGACCCUCUACCUGCCGGCACCAAACACGUAGUCACUUUAGCGUUCUCCCCAAAAUGGGCCACACCUAGACCCGACGGGUCCUUCCAGUGGAAGGCAUUUCUGGCGGCUCGCGUGACAAACAGCGAUGGGCUGAAGUCCAAGACGUCAAAUUGCGUACAAGUGUUGUACGCGCCUCCUCCUGUAACGACCACAGUGGCCACCACCACAACGGAGGCGACCACAACGGAAGUAACCACAAAUGAAGUAACCACAAAUGAAGCAACCACAACCGAAGUAACCCCAACUGAAGUAACCCCAAUGGAAGCAGCCACUACGGAAAUUGGAACUACGACGGAAAGUGCUACCACGACGAACGUUGCCGAGGAUCGUACGCGGAAAUCACGCGGUUUACCGCCACCGUGGGUGUGGGCCUUGAUAGGCGGGGUCGCAGCAGUGACCGUGGUGGCCACCGUGCUGGGAGUGCGACUCCGAGGGAGCAUAAAGAGGCGCAGAAUGUGCGAUUUUGCGACCGGCCGACCAAGGACGGAUCAACGCGUGUGUGCCAGUGAUUCUGCUUUAACCGUGUUCUAGCGGCACAUCUUUUUUGUUGCAUCGCAAUGACGCAAAAGACGUGCCCGAUGUUGGACUGUGCCAUAACGUGAGAGUGCCUCACGCUUCGAGUGUGUGUAAUUCGAGUGAGUGCCCGCCUUGCGCCCCCCACCCCGCAAUCUAACUACAUGCAGGAUAAUGGAAUUCGUUGUGAAUGUAUCUGUCGGGCUAGUCUUGUAACCUUCGUACUGAAAUAAUUAACUCUGUUAUUAUUAUUAUUAUUAUUAUUAUUAUUAUUAUUAUUAUUAUUAUUAUUAUUAUUAUUAUUAUU
Dermacentor albipictus is the source of this 1699-nucleotide messenger RNA. Its product is annotated as calcium-activated chloride channel regulator 2-like. NCBI's taxonomy places the organism in Eukaryota, Metazoa, Arthropoda, Arachnida, Ixodida, Ixodidae. The record is from RefSeq and is a predicted model, not a curated record.